Molecule: messenger RNA, 873 nt
Organism: Amblyraja radiata (thorny skate)
Lineage: Eukaryota; Metazoa; Chordata; Chondrichthyes; Rajiformes; Rajidae
Exons: 2
Coding region: 25-738 (237 amino acids)
Source: RefSeq, a predicted model, not a curated record
CUGAACACGCUCUUCGACGCGGUCAUGGGCUUCUCCGCCGUCUUUGGGAAGCCCAUCCUGGAGACAGCCAUGAGCUACGACCAAAAGAACCGGCGCCUGAUGGAAAGCUUGUGUUGCCGGCUGAAGGAGCUCUUCUGCAUCGGUCUGAUCGCUCUCCUGGGCCACGCCGCCGUCACCGGCAACGACGUGGAGGCGUUGAAGAAAGAGUGGAACCAGAAACUGGCGCAAGUAGAAGCCAAAAUGAAAUCCAUGGUAGAUCGGUGCGUCAGCGGGUUUGCGCAGCAGGCAGAGAUAGAUGUCGAGAGGAUGGUGAAGGACAAGGGGGAGAGAGAUAACAAGGGGUGCAUCAGCUUUAUCCUGGAGGGACUAGUGAAGAAAUACGACUGGGUCCGCUGGUCAGUGCGCGUCUAUGAUCCAGUCGGGGGCUUUGACAAUCACUGUGCGGAUGGCCCAAACCGCUUUCAUUUUUUCCGGCUCAAUAACGUCAACGUGGUUGUGUCUUACUCCAUCGACCCAAAGCCCAUAGACGAGGCACAGAUCGGCCAGUUGAUGCAGGACAAGGACGGCUGGAGUAACGCCAGAGUAGUUGUCAACUUCAUCUGCUCCAACGUCCCGUCCAACUACAUGGUCCACGCGGUCAGGCGCUUAAAAGGCCUGUGGAUGAACAAUGACUUCCCCAGCGCCUGCCACUUCUGGGAGAACUACAGUGGUUUCACCCUCUGUGUCCACUCCACAUGAUGGCCCCAGGGGCGAGCCGGUCCCGUCAUGGCGGGGUAUGUUAGAAAUUAAAUUGAUCAAAUAGGUGAUUAAAAUGAAUCCGGACCCAAUCAGUUCAGUGUCCGCGUCCUAGAUUUAUCAGCGCUACAAUUCGGC